This is a messenger RNA of Lagenorhynchus albirostris (white-beaked dolphin), 3992 nucleotides long. It is a transcript of the gene CARNS1, whose product is annotated as carnosine synthase 1. The transcript is spliced from 10 exons. Gene Ontology annotation, molecular function: metal ion binding; carnosine synthase activity; ATP binding. The record is from RefSeq and is a predicted model, not a curated record. Gene Ontology annotation, biological process: carnosine biosynthetic process. The coding region runs from base 115 to 2970 and encodes 951 amino acids. Lineage: Eukaryota; Metazoa; Chordata; Mammalia; Artiodactyla; Delphinidae.
GCCGCCGCCGAGUCCCGCCGGGUCCGCGCCGCCCGCCGAGCCCGGCAGAGCCCCGCCGAGCUGCUGCCGCCCGCCAGUCUCUUCCAUCAGUCUGUCAGCCUCUCCACCUGUGAGAUGCUGUCCCUGGAUCCGCUGGGUCCCGAGUGUGACUCCCCCCUGGACUCCAAGGACCUGGAAGAAGAGGAGGGCCCAUGGGGUGGCGGCUCUGGCCUGCCACCCCCAGGCUGCUUCCAUGGUUCCUGGCGCCAUGACGUGGCCCUGGACUGCAAGGGCUCCCCCGAGGGGGCGGAGGCCCGGGCCUGGACUGUCUACUACUACAGUCUCCUGCAGAGCUGUCUGCAGCAAGCUGGCCUUCCGGAGACCCAAGACCGCAGCCAGGUGCCCCGCACAGGCUGUCCUGGGGCGGAGGUGACCUUGUGCAUUCUGGGAUCGCCCAGCACCUUUCUGUCUCUGCUGCUGGAGGGUGGGGUCCAGAGCCCGGGAAACAUGCUCCUUUGCCUGUCUCCUGCCUGGCUGACAAAGGUGCCAGCACCAGGGCAGCCAGGCGAGGCAGCCCUGCUGGUCUCCAAGGCUGUGAGCUUCCACCCGGGGGGCCUGACAUUCCUGGACGAUUUUGUCCCCCCUCGCCGCGCCACCUACUUCCUGGCAGGCCUGGGGCUGGGGCCGAGCCGGGGUCGAGAGGCAGCUGAGCUCGCUCGCGACCUGACCUGCCCCACAGGAGCCUCAGCCGAGCUGGCCCGGCUGCUGGAGGACCGGCUGCUGACGAGGCGAUUGCUAGCUCGGCAGGGUGACGUGGCUGUACCAGCUACCCUGGCUUUCACCUACAAGCCGCCGGCACUGCUGAGGGGAGGGGAUGCCAGCCCGGGACUACGGCUGGUGGAGCUGAAUGGCAAAGAGGGCCAAGAGACACUGGUGAAGGAGGAAGUAGGGGCUUUUCUGCACUCUGAGGCCCUGGGUGAUGCCCUGCAGGUAGCCAUGAAGCUCAGUGGCUGGCGCUGGAGGGGGCAGCAGGCAAUGCGUCUGUAUCCCCGAGCUGAGCUGGGCCCAGUGGUGGACACAGUGCUGGCAUUGCUGGAGAAACUAGAGGAGGAGGAGAGUGUCCUGGUGGAGGCUGUAUGCCCACCUGCCCGGCUGCCCUUCCCAGGCAGCCCCCUGCCUGGCCCUGAGCUGGCUCUGCGUAUCUGUGCUGUGGUCUGUCGGACACAGGGUGACAAGCCCCUGCUGAGCAAGGUGGUGUGCAGCGUGGGCCGUGGGGACCAGCCUCUGCGGCACCAGAGCUCCUUGCCACGGACGCUGGAGGCGGCGCUGGCCCAGUGCGGCCUGGGUGAGGCUUCGCAGGUGGCAGUCGUGCGGCAGCGCGUCAAGGCGGCGGCCGAGGCCGCGCUAGCCGCCGUGCUGACCCUGGAGGCCAGCCUGAGCGCUGAGCAGCGCGGCGGGCGCCAGGUCCGCACUGACUUCCUCGGGGUGGACUUCGCCCUGACGGUGGCCGGCCGCGCGCUGACCCCCGUGGCCCUGGAGCUGAACGGAGGCCUGUGUCUGGAGGCGUGUGGCGCGCUCGAAGGGCUGUGGGCCGCGCCGCGCCCGGGGCUGGCAGCCGAGGAGGCGGCGGCCGCGCCGCUGGUGGAGACGAUGCUGCGGCGCUCGGCGCGCUGCCUCAUGGAGGGAAAACAGCUGCUGCUGCUCGGCGCGGGCGGUGUCAGCAAGAAGUUCGUGUGGGAGGCGGCGCGCGACUACGGGCUGAAGCUGCACCUGGUGGACUCAGACCCCAACCACUUUGCGUCCCAGCUAGUGCAGACCUUCAUCCACUUCAAUAUAACAGAGCACCAGAGGGAUGAGGAGAACGCACGGGUGCUGGCGGAGCUGGUGCGGGCACGCGGCCUGCAGCUAGACGGCUGCUUUUCCUACUGGGAUGACUGCCUGGUGCUCACGGCCUUGCUCUGCCAGGAGCUGGGUCUGCCCUGCAACCCGCCAGCCGCCAUGCACGUGGCUAAGCAGAAGAGCCGCACCCAGCUGCACUUGUUGUGCCACCAUGGCCCACCCUGGCCUGCACCCUCCCUCUAUGCUGUGCCCUGCUGCCCAUUGGAGAGCGAGGCCGACGUGGACAGGGCUGUCCGCCAGGUGCCCCUGCCAGGUGUCAUGAAGCUGGAGUUUGGGGCGGGUGCAGUGGGUGUACGGCUGGUGGAGGACGCGUCACAGUGCCACGAGCACUUUUCCCGGAUCGCCCGAGACCUGCAGGUCGAGGCCGACUACCCCGGCAUCGGGCUGGGCUGGGGCAAUGCCAUGUUGCUGAUGGAGUUCAUCGAGGGCACCGAGCACGACGUGGAUCUGGUGUUGUUUGGGGGGAGACUGCUGGCUGCCUUCGUCUCCGACAAUGGCCCCACACGGCUGCCUGGCUUCACUGAGACAGCGGCCUGCAUGCCCACUGGGCUGGCACCGGAGCAGGAGGCGCAGCUGGUGCAGGCAGCCUUCCGCUGUUGCCUGGGCUGCGGGCUGCUGGAUGGGGUCUUCAACGUGGAGCUCAAGCUGACUAGGGCUGGGCCGCGGCUCAUCGAGAUCAACCCCCGCAUGGGUGGCUUCUACCUGCGAGACUGGAUCCUGGAGCUUUAUGGUGUGGACCUGCUGCUCGCUGCUGCUAUGGUGGCCUGCGGCCUGCGGCCUGCCUUGCCUGCCCACCCACGCGCCCGUGGCCACCUGGUGGGUGUCAUGUGCCUGGUGUCCCAGCACCUGCAGGCGCUGAGUUCCACCGCCAGCCGCGAGACCCUACAGGCUCUUCAUGACCAGGGCCUGCUGCGUCUCAAUCUGCUGGAGGAGACCCUUGUGCCUGGAGAAUACGAGGAGCCCUACUGCAGUGUGGCCUGUGCUGGGCCCAGCCCGGCCGAGGCCCGUCUCCGCCUGUUGGGCCUCUGCCAGGGCCUGGGCAUCGACGGGCCCCACUAUCCCGUUGCCUACUUCUUGUCCCACUUCAAAUAGUGCUGGGGCACAGGGCAGGGGCAAAGUGCUGGAGGGGAUGCGGUGGUGCCCUCUGCUCCCCGGCGCUCUCCCUGCUUCUCUUCCCAUGGCCCUGCCCCAACCGUUGGAGAGGUCUGGUCCCCUCCAAGGCCCCAGGUCUGUUCCAGAGCGGCAGGGCUAAUCUGACACCACGGCCUCCUGGACUUGAGGAGCCACAAAAGAAGUAGCUGGUGGGCUGCUUGUCCUCCCGAAGGCCCCAGUCCAGCCCGUAGCUUCCCAGGACUCUAGUCAUGGAGAAGCAACAACAGCUGCACACACACACGCACGCGCACACACACACACACACACCCUGCCCCCCAGGUUAGUUCGAGUGGGCCCAAACCCAGCCCAUCCUUCCCACCCCUCCAGGUCUGUCUCUUCCUGCUGCCUACAGGAGAGAACCUGGCCUCUGCCUUUGGACAAAUCCCAAGAAAAUCUGAGACUAAACCCCUCGUCCUCCUACUCUCACUCCCUCAUUUAACAAAUUCUAGAUAGUUCUGGAGCCUGCUGACAAUGUUUGGCAGUGCCCCACGUGCCUCAUUUGGCCUGAGCAGUAGAAGCAGAUGACUUGGGGUCAGUAGUAACCAUCUCCCCUCCAGGCAGACACUAUUGCCCCAUUCUACAGAAAAGGAAACAGGCUCAGAGAGGAAAAGCCACUGCCUCAAUGUCAUACCACAGCGGAUGAAGAGUGGAGGGACAAGAUGCAAGGUCCAGGUUUCUGCUUUUACUAAGUUGUACCUGCCCACUCAGCUUCCAGGCCCCACUCACCUCCUGUAUGUGGCCCUGAGACAUGUGAACGCCCCUCCCGUGCACUAUGCACCUUAUCCACCAAGCUUUGGUGCUUUGGCCUCAGGCACACCUAACUAGCAUUGGCAGAGGAGACUCUACACUCCCUUCCUCAUUCAGGGGAGGCUGCUUUAAGAACUCUGCCUCUGUGCUGCACGGGAGCUGUGGACAGCUCCAUAAGCGUCCCUCUCCAAAUAAAGGCUUAUGGCCUAGUGAAA